UUCAUCUCAUCCACUUUAAAUAUGUACUUUAAUCUUUUAUUACUCCUUUUCAUCCCCUUAAUUGAUUCAUUCGUUCAUCACAAAUCCGUAAGAAGAGAUUUAGAGAAACACCACAAAUUAAAUAACAAUUUUUUCACCCCAACAACUCAUAAAAUCCACGUUUUCACCGACCAUAUUUGUGCGGAAACCAACGCAAUUUGCGUACAUCCGGUUCAAUGUCCUGCUCAUUUUCGCCUUGGAAAUUUAAAAAAAUGUACCUUAAAAGGUGGAACUCGUGGUUUGUGUUGUUCCAGCGGUCAAAAUCAUACCGUUCAUUCAAUUAAGAGAAAUCGAGAGUCGUUCGUAAAGGUAUCCAAAGAGAUUUUUAAGGAUAUCCACAGAUCGAGUCGAUAUGGAAUGGAAAAAUUGCGUGGUAAAAAUGUUGAAUUAUUAAGCUUGAAGGAACCACCGAAAAUAAUGGAAGGAACUCCAUCUUUCGGUCAUUUUAGAAGUAAAAGGGUUUAUGAUAAAGAUGAUGUUUUGAUGGUUAUGGAAGUUGCUGAUAAAGCUAUGGAAGUUGUUUUGGCCACAAAAGCUUUAAAAGAACGACAAUCGAUUUUAGUUGAUGAUUUCGAAUGGAACAUCAUUGGAGAUAAUUUACACGAAACUCCAUUACGUUCUUCUUGCAUCCCUCAACCAAAAUGUCCACCAAUUUUAUCACCAUACAGAAGAUUUGAUGGCUCUUGUAACACACAUCAUAACCCAUCUUGGGGAAGUUCCUUAUCACCAUUCUCAAGAUUACUUCCUCCUAAAUACCACGAUGGAAUUUGGUCACCAAGAAGAUCCAUCCUCAAUCAACCGUUACCAAGCCCGAGAUUAAUCAGUUCAACCAUUUUUGAAGACACCCCUAAUCCUGAUCAUGACCACACCUUAAUGGUUAUGCAAUUUGGGCAAUUCUUAUCGCAUGAUAUUACUCAUUCUUUAGAUUUUACUUUUCCAAAUGGAAGUGGAAUUUCUUGUUGUGGUGAAAAAGACGAAUAUAUUUUACCGGAAAUUUAUCAACACCAUGCGUGUCUUCCAAUCGAAGUCCCACACGACGACGAAUUCUACUCAAGAUUUAACGUGAAAUGCAUCAAUUUCGUCCGAUCGAUGUUAUCGCCUCGAACUGAUUGUUCUUUAGGUUACACACAACAAAUGAACAAAGUAACCCAUUUCAUAGACGCCUCAACGGUUUACGGUUCAAGCGGAGAUCAAGCUUUAAAAUUACGAACUUUCGAAGGUGGCCGAUUAAAAUCAUUCGAAGAUUUCGGAAGAAAUCUCCUCCCAUUAAGUCGGCAUGAAGAAGCUUGUUUAACCAUGGAGAAAGGAUCGGCUUGUUUUGAAUCGGGGGAUUCAAGAACGAAUCAAAUGAUCACUUUAGUUGCUGUACAUACUCUUUUUAUGAGAGAACAUAAUAGAAUUGCUGGGAUUUUAGAGGAGAUUAAUGAAAAUUGGACGGAUGAGCGCAUAUUUUUGGAAACACGACGCAUUUUAAUCGCUCAAUUACAAGUUAUCGUGUAUAAAGAGUUUUUACCGAGUGUUUUAGGUGAAAUCGCCAUGGAAGAGUUUGGGUUAAAUCUUGAAGAUGAUGGGUUUUAUUCUGAUGAUUAUGAUGAAGGGGUUGAGCCGUCGAUUACGAAUGAAUUUGCUGCUGCUGCUUAUCGGUUUGGGCAUUCAAUUGUUGGGGGAACUUUAAGUUUAUAUAGUAAAAUUAAGAUGGAGGAAGUUGUUAGUAUCCCAGAAGUGAUGUUUUAUCCGGCUAGGAUGAGAAAGUAUGAAUUUUUAGAUGAGAUACUUUCCUCACUUACAACUGAACCGAUUGAAAAAGCUGAUGGUUUUUUGUCUGAUGCUUUAACAAAGUAUAUGUUUAAGGCUGGAAAUCCUUUCGGGGUUGAUUUAGCUUCCCUUAAUAUUCAAAGAGGUCGAGAUCAUGGAUUGAGGCCUUAUAAUGAUUAUAGGAUUUUAGUUGGGUUAGAACCAAUUAAGAGUUUUAUUGAAUUUGGUUCAGAAUUGGGUGAAAAAUUAUCAAAGGUUUAUGCAUCUCCAGAUGAUAUAGAUCUUUGGGUUGGUGGUCUAUUGGAAGGAAAGGUGCCGGGAAGUAUCUUAGGUUUAACAUUUAGGGAUAUAAUAGCAGACCAAUUCUCCAGGUUGAAAAAAGGAGAUCGAUAUUUUUUUGAAAAUAAUCCUAAAGUUAAUCCAGGGCACUUUAAUUUAGAUCAAUUGAGAGAACUGAAACAAGCUUCAAUGUCGAGGAUUAUUUGUGAUAAUAGUGAUCGAGUUUAUCUUACCAAACAAGCAUUAAAUGCUUUUAAAAAACCCGGCGUAAUCGGGAAUGAAUUUAAGGAAUGCGAUUCAAAUGAAAUUCCGCGUGUUAAUUUAAUGUUUUGGAAAGAAUUUUAAUAUU
This is a messenger RNA of Onthophagus taurus, 2422 nucleotides long. It is a transcript of the gene Pxt, whose product is annotated as chorion peroxidase. Lineage: Eukaryota; Metazoa; Arthropoda; Insecta; Coleoptera; Scarabaeidae. Gene Ontology annotation, molecular function: heme binding; peroxidase activity. The record is from RefSeq and is a predicted model, not a curated record. Gene Ontology annotation, biological process: response to oxidative stress.